UGGAGCUGUGGGCCCCGCUCCAGGCAUCUGACCGUCUGGCCCAGCUUUUCCAGCUGCACUAGAGCCAGAGGUCCAGAGCCAGCCUUGGCGAGGACAGCACGAGCAGAGAAGGUCUGGGGAGCUGCGCUUGCGUGUGUUGGGGGUGGUCUUGGGUAGGGACGCUGCUGGCCCCCCGGGAAGUCGGACAGAUGGGACGUGGCCAGGGUGGAGGAGGGUGGAGGGCAGAGCCUUGGUGGAGCUGUCCUGAUUUGACGUGCCAAGCUCCUGCCCGAGUCUCCUGAAGGUAGGAGCACCUCCGCCUGCCCCCUCUCCCCGGCCCUCUCUUUCCUCUACUCGUCUGGGCCCCAGAGAAGAGAGCCGGCAGUCAGUGAAGGAUUUCCUCCUGCUGUAAAGACUGCCUGGUCCAAGUCCCCUCCAGGAGCUUGGACACAGCCAGUGCCUGUGUGGGAGAAUUCUGGGGAAAGAGCAGCAAGUUCUGGCUUUGCCUCAUCCUGCUCUGCACUGUACUUCUGGGCUUCUAUAGGUAAGGAGGAUGGUAACAGCCCUGGGGCCCUAUGGCAGCAACGUUUUCAGCCUGAUCUCCACUUGGCAGAGAGAAGAGUCUCAAAGCCAGGAUACACACAGCGUGGUUCUGCAGCGGAUGCAGCUGGAGAAAAAGGAGUCCAGUGAGCGUGACUGUCACCUGGACACCUGCAGGAUACCUGAAGUACCCAGGUUGGUUUACCCCAAGGCCCAGCUCCUCAAGCCCACGAGAGUGGAUGUGCUGGUCAUGACUCCCUGGUUUGCGCCCAUCAUCUGGGAUGGGACCUUUGACUCUGCCAUCUUGGAUGCACAGUUCAGAAACAUCACCAUUGGGCUGACCGUGUUUGCCAUCAAAAAAUACGUGGUCUUCCUGAAGCUCUUCCUGGAGACGGCCGAGAAGCACUUCAUGGUGGGACACAAGGUCAACUACUACGUCUUCACCGACCAGCCGGCGAACGUGCCCCAGAUCCCCCUCCAGGAAGGGAGGCAGGUGGUGGUCCUCGAGGUCCGAAACUACAAACGCUGGCAGGACAUAUCCAUGCACCGGAUGGAGAUGAUCAGCAACUUCUCCCAGCAGCGCUUCCUCCGCGAGGUCCAUUACCUGGUGUGCUUGGACGUGGACAUGAAGUUCAGCGACCAUGUGGGCGUGGAGAUCCUGGCACCGCUCUUCGGGACCCUCCAUCCUGGUUUCUACAGGGGUGAUCGUCAGUCCUUCACCUAUGAACGCCGGCCCUUGUCUCAGGCCUACAUUCCGAGAGAUGAGGGUGAUUUCUACUAUGCGGGAGGCUUUUUUGGGGGGUCGGUCCCUGAGGUUUACCGGCUCACCAUGGCCUGUCACCAGGCGAUGAUGGCCGACCAGGCCAACGGCAUCGAGGCCGUGUGGCACGAUGAGAGCCACCUGAACAGGUACCUGCUGUACCACAAGCCCAGCAAGGUGCUGUCCCCCGAGUACCUGUGGGAUGAGCACAUGCUGCGGAGACCACCUUUACUCAGGAAACUUCGAUACGUGGCUGUGCCCAAGAACCACGCAGAGAUUCGGAACCGAUGAGAACACACUUCCCAAGAGAGCCCACGUUAUCAGGCUGUAGCGCAUGUCAGUGGUUCUGCUGUCUUGGUAAGGGAUUGGCCAAAGAUUUGAUGACGUGGAUGAGGCCAUCUCUUUGUUUCCUCCUCUGGAGGGUCUUCCAUCACUCAUCAAACAAACCCAGCUCUGGGUUUUCAUUCCCUCCUAAUCCUGCAUUCUCUUUAAAUGUGACUGAUCCUUCAAGGUCUCUACAAGGUCACCUUCUUAUGAAGCUUUCUUUGGUCCUCGCUUCUUCCUGUGGUUGAAGUGAAUUGCUCUUCCCUCUGCAUUUCCGUAAAGUACUAAGUGUAUUCUUUGGCUAUGUCUGCCAUUCUGCCUACAUUACCCAUUGGCCUUGCCCAUUACAAUGUGAGCUCCUGACGGCAGAGGCCAAGUACAUACCUCAGUGCCUGAUGCCCAGGGACUCUCAAAACUGUUCACAUUUAAAUUUAAGGAACUCUUUUUUUUUUUUUUUUUUUGAGCUGUGCAGCCCAGCUUGUGGGAUCUUAGUUCCCUGACCAGGGAUUGAACCUGGGCUCUCGACAGUGAAAGCGCGGAGUCCUAACCACUGGACAGCCAGGGAAUUCCCUAAAUUUAAGGAACUCUUAAAAGCCUAUUUUACCAUGUCCUGAGACAGCAGGAGAGGCCCAGCCUGAAAGCACUUCCUAGGUUUGGUUUGCUUGUGUUGCUAGCUUGUUGCUUUGGAUUGUUUGUCUUUUUCUUAUUGAUUUGUAGGUGUCUGUUACAUAUUUUGGAUGCUAGUACCUUUAUCAGACACAUGUUAAAAAUAGCUUCUUCCAGUUUUUAUGUUGCCAUUUCAACUCUUUUAAUGUAGGUAAAUUUAAGAAAUCAUCCCCUGCUUUGAAAUCAUGAAGAUAGCCUCCUAUGUUAUCCUCCAAAAGCCUUAUGUUUUUGCCUCACACUUAGGUCUUUAAUCUACUGAAAUUGGCUUGUGUGUGGUUUUAAUGUAAAGGCCCAUUUUAACUUUUCUUUCUCUGGAUAACCAUUAUCCGAGCACCAUUUAUUGAAAAUGCGUUCGAAAACUUAUUGAAAAGUUCUUUCCCCUACUGAUUUGCAAUAUCAUCAGUCACAUAGUAUCAAGUGUCCCUAUGUGCCUAGGUUUAUUUUGGGGUUCUCUAGCCUGUGUUCCAUUGGUCUGUUUGUCUAUCCUUAUGGCAAUAACACAUCAUCUUAGUUACUCUAGGUUUAUAAAUAAAUCUUCGUAUCUGAUUGGGUAAGUCCUCCCACAUGGUUUCUCAAGAGUAUCUUGACUGCUCUUGGCCUGUUGCAUUUCCAUCUAACUUUUAAACUCUUUUGUCAAAUUGCACAAAGGAGCCUUCUGUUUUUUUGUUUUUUAAAGACUUAAAGACUUAAGUCUUUAAGACUUAACCACUUAAAGACUUAAAGUCUUUAAGACUUAACCACUUAAAAGACUUAAAGAUCUAAAAAUCUUUAAAGACUUAAAGAUUUUUAAAAUCUGUUUUUCUCAACAUUUUAUUUUGAAAAUUUUAAAGCAUACAAAAAAUUUAAAGGAAUUGCACAGUGAAUAUUCACAUACCUAUCACCUAGAUUCCACCACUAACAUUUUGCUCUGUGUUAUGAUUGUACCACUCAUCUGCCUAUUCAUGCCUCCGUUCAUGCAACUCAGGGAAACACAUUUCCUGUUUCUUCCUACGUCUACUCAUUCUUCAUUGUCUCCUAGACAUUGUGAUGAUUCAUUGUGGAGACAUAUUCUGUUAGAUUCUUUAGGAAAAGUUUAAUUCUUUUGUUUUAGGAGGCAGUAACUUGGGUGGCUUCAAAUGUCAAGCUCUCUCGCGUCUGUGGUGGGCCGCAGCUCAAGUCUCUAUUAUUCUUUCAGGGUCAGUUUGGUGGCUUGAAGUCUACCCCACCCAUGAGUAGUUUACAGAUCAGCCAAAGACUUGGGCUGAGUUUAUACACAGAAUUCAGGGCUCCUUCUCUCUGGCUGUCUCAUUUCUGGUAUUUCCCCCUGCAGUUUCCAGCUGCUGUGAUUACCCCAAACUUGUCCCCUUGUUCUUCAAACCAGUAAGAAGUGAAUCUUUCUCUUUACUGAGUUUUAGCUGUUGCUGAUGGGCAUGUGGCCUCGGACUAACAACUGUACGUAAAAGGAAUCUCUCCUAGUGCAGAUCUCUUCUUCCAAGUGAAGACUCCCUUCCAAAUCUUCACCUUUUGUCACUUUCUAGAGGCUUCAGGUAGUUUUGUAAAAAAGUGUAAAUUUUGGCCAAAGUUUACAGUUGUCAUAUGCAAGAGGGUGAGUCGUCUAUAAGGUACUUGUCCACUACUGAAAGCAGAACCUCCUAAUUUCCUUUGAUAUACAGUGCCCAUGGUUAGUAAGUUCAUUUCUAGGCAUUUAAUGGUUUUUAUGGCUAUUGUGAAUGUAUGUUUUAUUCCUAUUACCAGGGGUCAGUCCACUUUUUCUGCAAAGGGCCAAAUAGUGAAUGUUUUAGGGCUUAUGGGUCAUGCAGUGCCUGUCAUAACUAUUUAACUCUGCCACUAUCGUGCGAAAGCAGCCGUAAGUAGUACGUGAACAAAUGAGUGCAGCUGUGUUCAAAUAAAAAUUUAUUUCUGAAAACAGGCAGUGGGAUAGAUUUGGCCCACAGGCCGUAGUUUGCUGGUCACUGCUAUCACAUUUGCUAAUUAGUUAUUGCUGGCAUAUAGUGUAUGAGAAAGCUACUUAUUAUAAUCCAGUGUCUAUAUCAUGCAUCUGGUUAUGUUAUUAAAAUCUUUUGUAAGUCUUAGCUGGCUUUUUUCUAAUUGAUUCUCUUGAAAUUUCUAGAUUGAUAAUCACAUCAGUGGUUAAUAAUAAUAAAAGUAAUAAUAAAAGUAUAAUAAAAGUAAUAAUACUUUUAUUAUUUUAAUAAUAAAAGUAAUAAUAAAAAUAAUAAUAGCAUUCUUUGUUUAUUUCUUCUUAAGAGUCCUGUGGACUUUCUCUUUUCAUUCCCCUCUGACACCUGUCCAGCUCUCAGGGUCACGGUAAACAGGGAGACCAGACCACACCGUCUGGAUGUAGGUGAUCCCAGACCAGCUAAUUUAGGGCACAUGGUGAAUGAGCUUCUUCUUGUUCCCUGUUCUUGGUUCCCUCCAUUCGGCAAUGCUGACAAGUUGGUAGAGAUGUGUCCACAGGUCAUCUGUUCCCCAGAAUGUUCCGGUAUGAAUGUUUGGAUUUAUGCAGCCCCCAAACCACUCUUCCUUGGAUUCCAUGCACAUUUCUGCACAGGACAUCCACCCAGGUGGUCUGUACCCUUUCUGGGUGGUCCCACGGUGUUGCCUCCUUCAAGACCUCCUUAGGCAGCAGCAUCUCCUGUGGGGUGACUAUGUCAUCAUAUCGUGGGGAAGGGGCUUGGGGUCCUGGGCCACCCUUCAAGCUUUCGUGUCCAGUGUGCACACAUCAUCACUCGUUUCUGACCAGCCUGGUUUUAUUUCCUCUUUGAUCCAAAGGUAUUUAGAAGAGUAAU
Messenger RNA from Balaenoptera ricei (Rice's whale), 5058 nucleotides. It is a transcript of the gene ABO, whose product is annotated as ABO, alpha 1-3-N-acetylgalactosaminyltransferase and alpha 1-3-galactosyltransferase. Lineage: Eukaryota; Metazoa; Chordata; Mammalia; Artiodactyla; Balaenopteridae. Gene Ontology annotation, molecular function: glycoprotein-fucosylgalactoside alpha-N-acetylgalactosaminyltransferase activity. Gene Ontology annotation, biological process: carbohydrate metabolic process. Bases 533 to 1570 code for a protein of 345 amino acids. The record is from RefSeq and is a predicted model, not a curated record. Gene Ontology annotation, cellular component: membrane; vesicle; Golgi apparatus. The transcript is spliced from 8 exons.